ACCGGCGGAGGGGGAGGGCCGCUGCUGGUGCGCGCAGCGCUGCACUCGGUCGGGCGGCCCAAUGGCUGGGUGACAGCGACUGUCGCGACUGAGUGUGGCGGCUUGGCAAGCGACGGACACUGACCAAGUGGAGGCACCUCGGCCGGGCAGCACCGGUUCUCGGGACCGGGGACUGGAAACGCCGAAGACAGUGGCGCCCGCGGGAACAAUGCACUGACAAGUGACGUUGUUAUGGAGUGGGCCUGUGAGAGUGUUCAUGGAUAAUGACUCAUAAUGCAUCGGAAGAGUUCUCACUGAUGUGGGCCGAUAACUUGGACGAAAACGACAUGUACCAGGAGUACCAGGAGCCCACGCCGCACCUGUACGGCCGCCACAGCCACGGCCUGGCGCUCGACGACGAGGCCAUGGAGACGUACGUGGCGCGCACGCCGUCCGGCUCCGUGUACAUCCCCUCAGACGUGACGGCCAACACGCUGACGCAGUAUAAGACGGGCCGGAGCGGCGCCAGUCCCUCCAAGUCGGAGGCGUCGAAGGCGGACAGUAUGGAGCCUGACCGGCGGCCAGGCCAGCCCGGGCCAGUGUCCGGUCGACCAGCGAUCCGGCGGCGUCACCACGUACGCCGACAACAAACAGUCCAAUUCCUCGUCCCCCUCACCCGACAGCGGGCCAGGUAAUCAGGCCGACAGGCGCCGGCUGCGCCCCGCCGCGGCCCGCAUGCGUCCCGUCCGUGUGCGUAGACAGGUAGACGCCGUGCAUGCGGCCGCCGCGCCGACCCCGCCCGUCCCCGACCCCACCCUCGCCGGCGAUGACCUGCUGCUGGUGGCGCCGGCUAGCGGCCAGGUGCUGGACUACGUGCUGGACACGGCGGCCGGCGACGAACUGCAAAGGGGCAGCGGCGAGGAGGAGCGCACCUUCGCUAUCGAGCACGCCACCAUCCUCGGCGAUCGCGUCAUCGACUUCUCGUACCUGGGGCCGAUGGCGGAGCGGGCGGCCGGACGGGGCGGCGCCGUGGACCUCGAGCGGCCGCAGAACGACGCGCAGUCCCCCGCGCCGCCUGCAGACGGCGCGUCCGGUCCGCCCGCGAAGCCGGGCGCCGCAGGUCGGCUGCCAGCGAAGAAGGACGCUGCUGGGAUGGGCUCACUCAGCACUUCGGAGAAGCCCAUUGGGUCUGACGCUCGAGGAAAGGUCGCCGAUUCUGAUAUCCGCGAUAAGGUCACACGUACUGACUCUCAAGAACAUCCGGUGCUGCGCUUCCCACAAGAGAAGCCGACAAUAUUUGACUCCCAAGAAAAGGUCAGCGGAGCCGGGGCCGAUUCCCAGGAGAAGAUCGGCGCCGACUCGUCAGAGCGUCCCCAGCAGGACGCGCCCGCCUGGCCCGGCGCAGGUCGGGACCAGCCGGUCCCGGCCUACGCUAUCGAGAUCCUCGAGUUCAUCCCGCUGGCCGAGCGCGCGCCGUUGUCACCACCGGACGCGACCAAGCUCGACGAGCCUCGAGUCACAGACUCGACCAAGCCCGAUGAGUCUCGAGUCACCAACUCGGCGCAGCCCGACGAGCCGUUGGCUGCCGAACCGGCCCCGCCUGACCAGCCGCCCGGCGCCGGAAGCCACUCUGAUUCCCGAAGCAAUGCGAUUCCUCACACCGGCUCGAGCGGUGAUGAAGAGAAAUUGACGCCGGCCGUCAGCCACGUUGCCAUGACUACGCCGACUGAAGACGGCCAGGGCGCAUCGUCUGAGGACCCGGCCGGCGCCGGCGGCAGCGGGGAACAGACGCUCUCAACAGUGGAGGAGAGCGUGCCGCUGCCACCGACAGCGCGCACCGUCACCGUCACAGUGGCCGUGGACGGCGGCCAGCUGUACCGACUCUCCAUGGAGCUGCCGGCCGACGGCCGUCCGGUGACGGCCACUAUGGAGAAGGCCGCUGACCCCGCCGCGGCCGGCCAGAGCGCCGCCACGACACCCGCCGGGCAGCAGAGCACGCCCUCCCAGUCCGACGGCGGCGAACAGGGCACUGACGGGCCGCUGGGUCGGCAGAGCGCCGACGCACCGUCCGAACAAUGGGUCACUGACGCGUCGGCGGACCAGGAGAGCACCACCUCGCUUCCAGAUGAAGAGGCCACCACCGCGCCGCUCAGCGCGACGAGCCCUGUCCAGCCGACAGCGAGUGGUGCGACGUCGCCGACCGCCGAGCCGCCGACCUCUGCGCGCGCUCAGACGUCGGCCAAGCGGACGGAGACGGCGCCGGAGCUGGCUCCCAGCGCCGAGGCGCCGGUCGCGGCCGAGACGACCGCGCAGCCGUCCUCCGCGACCGAGGCGACACCGGCGCCCGGCGAGCGGCCGACGACCGGCGAGCGGUCCGAGCCGAGCAGCGCGCCGACCUGCCCGCCGGCAGCCGCGCCGCGCCCCACCCCCGUCCAUCCCGACCCGGUCACCGUCACCGUCACCUACCCGCCCCCGGUCCCCGUUAUCGUGGUCCAAGACGUGCAGCGCAAGACCGUGCCGCCGGCUGGCAGCACCUUCUCUGUGGUGCGGUUGUCGGAGAGCUAUGCCGAGACUCUGAGCCCUCACGGCUACUGGUCGAUGCAGUUCUACCUGCCGGACGACGCUUACGUGCAGUGGAACAGCACGGUGCCGCGCGGCGCCAGCCUGGCCGUGUACGGCAGACGUAACGCCCUGCCAACGCACACCCAGUACGACGUGCACCACCUGCUGCGGGGCUACAGCCGCCGCUACCGGCGCAUGUCUGGGCUGGGGGCGCCCACUGCCUCCCCGUAG
Molecule: messenger RNA, 2772 nt
Organism: Pollicipes pollicipes
Lineage: Eukaryota; Metazoa; Arthropoda; Thecostraca; Pollicipedomorpha; Pollicipedidae
Product: proteoglycan 4
Biological process (GO): motor neuron axon guidance
Source: RefSeq, a predicted model, not a curated record